Sclerotinia borealis F-4128 is the source of this 1677-nucleotide messenger RNA. The record is from the annotation of a GenBank genome assembly. Lineage: Eukaryota; Fungi; Ascomycota; Leotiomycetes; Helotiales; Sclerotiniaceae.
AUGUCUCUCGCACGCCAUGUUGAUCCAGAUGAGAUGGUUAAGAAGCUUCACGGUAUGCAUAUGAAAGCUGCCAGUCAAAAGCAUGUAGUACACCCCAAAGGAGAAACCUCUCACAUCACCCCAUACUCUACUCGAUAUGCUUCCCAACAAGAAAUCUCCAAGUUUGAGAUACCACAGGAGGGUGCACCAGCAGAUUCUGUUCACCAAAUGUUGAAGGAUGAAUUAGAUCUUGAUGGCAGACCUAAUUUGAAUUUGGCAAGUUUCGUGGGUACAUAUAUGGAAAACCAUGCGGAACAAUUGAUGUUCGAAAACAUAUCCAAGAAUCUGGCUGAUGCAGAUGAAUACCCAGCCAUGAUGGAAAUGCACUCACGAUGCGUUUCCAUCAUCGCUAAUCUCUGGGGAGCACAAAAUGGGGAGAAAGCUAUUGGGUCGGCAACGACUGGGUCUUCAGAAGCUAUCCAUCUUGGCGGUUUGGCUAUGAAGAGACGUUGGCAAGAAAAGCGUGAUGCUGAAGGAAAGGAUAAAUCAAAGCCCAAUAUCAUCAUGGGAUCCAAUGCUCAAGUAGCUCUCGAGAAAUUCGCUCGAUACUUUGAGGUUGAGGCUAGAAUCCUCCCCGUGUCUGAAAAGUCCAAUUACAGACUUGAUGCCGAUUUGAUCAAGGACAAUAUCGACGAGAACACCAUCGGUAUCUUCGUAAUCCUAGGAAGUACCUACACCGGCCAUUACGAACCCGUUGAAGAAAUCUCCAAGAUCCUCGAUGACUAUGAAGCCCAGACGGGAGUCGACAUCCCCAUCCACGUCGACGCUGCCUCAGGAGGCUUCGUAGCCCCCUUCACGCACGCGCAAGCCGGAGGCCCAAAAUGGAACUUCGAGCUCCCACGAGUCAAAUCCAUCAACACGUCCGGCCACAAGUUCGGUCUGGUCUACGCAGGUGUCGGAUGGAUUGUCUGGCGCGAUGAAUCAUACCUCCCCAAACAUCUUGUCUUCGAACUCCACUAUUUGGGUGGAACUGAAGAGUCCUACACUCUUAACUUUUCACGACCAGGUGCUCAGGUAAUUGCGCAAUACUAUAACCUCAUCCACCUCGGUUUCAAAGGUUACCGUCAAAUCAUGGAAAACUGCAUGACUAAUGCACGUCUCCUCUCCAAAUCCCUCGAAGCCACCGGAUGGUAUACCUGCGUAUCCGACAUCCACCGCAAGAAAGGCCUACAUUCAUUCGCUGGGCUGGACGCCCCCGUCUUCAGCCAAGAAGACGAAACAUCCGCGGACUACAACGCGGGACUCCCCGUCGUCGCCUUCCGCUUCUCCGACGAAUUCCAGCAGGAAUUUCCACAUAUCAAACAAGAAACCAUUUCCAACCUCCUCCGAGCCAAACAAUACAUUAUCCCCAACUACCCACUGCCACCCACCGAAGACAAGGUCGAAAUUUUGCGGGUGGUGGUGAGAGAGAGUAUGAGUUUUGGACUGUUGCAUAAGUUGAUUUCGGAUAUCUGUGCUACGACGCAGAAUUUGAUGGAGAGUGAUGAGCAGGAUUUGAGCGUGCUGAAUAAACAUUUAAGUACGGGGCAUGGGAGUAAGGAGAUGCAGCAUGGGACCGUGGGUCACAAACAUGGGAAGGGGCAGGGGAAGGGCGGGAAGAGACCUAUGAAUGAGGGGGUGCAUAGGACGGUUUGUUAG